UUGAUCAACACGUGAUUCAAAGUGAAAGGCCAAGUGUAUCAAUUGCCUUGAGUUCCAAAUAUAUUUUGGCUGUGAUCCAGAGUGCACUGCAAUCUGUAACAAGUUGAUAUGUGUUGAUAUUAUUUCUACAGUACAACACACAUACUCAUUACUCUGCAAUUGAAUUUAUUUUUUUUCAUUUUGACUAUUUUAAUGUACAUUUAAAUCUUCUGGUAUUUUAAAUAUUAUUGAUCAUGAAAAUUGAUCUAUUUUGCUUGUACAAAAAUAUUAAAUACAUUAAAAAUUGCAAAUAUUAUGGAACUUUAAUUAAACGACGUAAUUUUUCUACUUGUCAGUGGAAAUUUAACAACACAGUCAGCCAUUUUUCGAAUAAAAAUAAUGAUGAUUAUUAUUGGCCAAAUACUGAUAGUACAAUUUGGAUGAGAUCAUGUGAAAAUGAAACAAUUAAACCAAUCAGUGGUAAAAUAACUGGUAAAAUUCCAAAUUGGAUAAAAGGAAGUUUAUUAAGAAAUGGUCCAGGUUGUCUUAAAGUUGGUGAUUAUACAUUUGAACAUUUAUUUGAUAGUUCAGCUCUAUUACACAGAUUUCAUAUUAAUAAUGGAAAAAUAACAUAUCAAAAUCGUUUUAUACAAACAAAUGUUUAUAAAAAAAAUAAACAAGCACAGAGAAUUGUUUUAACUGAAUUUGGUACAAGAUCAGUACCUGAUCCUUGUCAAACAAUAUUUAAACGUGUAAGUGCAAUAUUUGAUCCAGAAGAAAAUAUGACUGAUAAUUCAAUGAUAUCAAUUUAUCCAUUUGGUGAUGAUUAUUAUACAUUUAAUGAGACACCAUUUGCUCAUAGAAUAUCACCAGAAACAUUGGAGACUAAAGACAGGGUUUAUUUGACUGAUCAUGUUAAUAUUGUUAAUCAUACGUCUCAUCCUCAUGUUAUGCCUGAUGGUGGUGUAUAUAAUAUUGGCAUGGGUUACAAUAAAUCUGGACCAGUUUAUACUAUUGUACAUUUUCCAAAUAUUGAUAAUAAUAGUAAAACAAUGUUUGAUAAUGCUAAAAUAAUAUCAAAAAUACCAGCAAGGUGGAAAUUAAAUCCGGCGUACAUGCACACGUUUGGUAUAACUGAUAAUUUUUUUAUUAUUAUUGAACAACCAUUGGCUAUUUCGUUGAUCAAUAUGCUUGGUGCACAAUUGAAAAAUAAACCACUUGCAACUUGUUUGAAAUGGCAUGAUGAUGAAAAUACACUUUUUCAUAUAAUUUCUCGUAAAAAUGGAAAAAUUGUUAAGACAUUUACAGCUGAGGCAUUUUUUUUUUUCCACAUUAUAAACCAAUAUGAAUCUAAAAACAGUGAUAAAAUAACAAUAGACAUUUGUUGUUAUCGUGAUGCAAAUAUGCUUGAUUGUAUGUACGUUGAUGCAAUGAAAAAUAUGCAUAAAAAUCCAAAUUAUGCACAGCUAUUUCGAGGAAGACCAUUGAGAUUUAUAUUACCAAUGAAUAAUAAAUUUACAACUGAUAAAGAAAUAAAUACAGAUAAUGUAUUUAAAAAAAAAUCAAGUGCACAUAAACUUGAUAAUGGUAGUGUAUUUAUCAAGCCAGAAUUAUUAUGUAAUUUAGGAUGUGAAACACCAAGAUAUAAUCAAACCUAUUUGGGCAAAAAAUAUAGAUAUUUUUAUGCAAUUUCAACAGAUGUUGAUGUUGAAAAUCCAGGAGCAGUAAUUAAAGUUGAUACUAAAACUAAAAAACGUAAAAUAUUUUAUGAAAAAAAUUUAUAUCCAAGUGAGCCAAUAUUUGUACCAAGACCUGAUGCCAAGGAUGAAGAUGAUGGUGUUAUAUUAUGUGCUGGUGUAUUUGGUCAGGAACAAGAGACUGAUGUUUGUUUGUUGAUACUUGAUGCUAAAAAUCUUGAUGAAGUUGGACGAUCAACAUUCUCAACACCAGGACCAAUUCCAAAGUGUCUUCAUGGUUGGUUUGCCCCAGAUAAAAUUUCCACUGAUACCAAAUAAUUAAACAACACAACAAUAAUCAUAAUUUAAAUUUUCUACUUGUUUUUAAUAAGUUAUUUUUUGUCUUUUUGGUAUUUAUGAUACAAUUUAUUUACAAAUGACAUUAUUGGGAUAAUUAAAUUUAUAAAAAUGAGUCAAUGUCAUUGCCAAUGACACUCAGUCAAUAAUCAAAUUAAAUAAAACCAUUUAAAAAAAAAAAAAAACAAUCUAUCUUGCAUACAUGGAUGGAAUGUUAUAAUAUUUUUUAAGGAAGACUCAUUUUUAAUAAUAAUAAAACAAAAAUUAUUUGUGACAUAAUUUGAAAAUACUUAAAUAAAAGAUUUUUAAAAUUAUGAUAAUUAAAAUUUUUUAAAUUCAUCGCUAAUUGACAACAACAGUAUCAAAUUUUGGCAUAUUUUUUUUUUUGUCACAAUCACAAUUGAAAUAUAGACACAUGCUCCAGAGAUGUAAAUUAUUUUCCUUUUACAAUAAUAAAAUAAUUGUAGCUUAAAAAUUUAAAUAAAGACAAAAAAAAAUAUAUAUAUAAAUUAAA
Messenger RNA from Aphidius gifuensis, 2526 nucleotides. Its product is annotated as carotenoid isomerooxygenase-like. The transcript has 8 exons. The record is from RefSeq and is a predicted model, not a curated record. Gene Ontology annotation, molecular function: beta-carotene 15,15'-dioxygenase activity; carotenoid dioxygenase activity. Gene Ontology annotation, biological process: carotene catabolic process; retinal metabolic process. Lineage: Eukaryota; Metazoa; Arthropoda; Insecta; Hymenoptera; Braconidae. Bases 234 to 1994 code for a protein of 586 amino acids.